CGUCCGUUCCGUCUGCUUCCUGUUGAAAGGAACAAGUCGCACGUCGGGGGCGGAUGUCCUUAACUUCUGUCGCCACCGAAUGCUUCACUUGUCGUUAAGCUGUGCAUAUAGCGCGCUAUCCUGGACCGGACGCCCCUCAGGAAGAAAAACUUGCAUCCACCACUGCGCACGCUCGUUUCAUAUCAUUAGCCCAUACAGUUUCAUGUAGACUGAGCUUCGUUACUGAGUCACGAGGAAUGAAGACGAUAAUCCUAAUUCUCUUCGUCCAGGUGGCGCCUCUAGUACACUCAAAACCGCAAGCAACAGGGUGUACAGAAAAUGAAUUCCUGUGUGUCGACGGCAGAAGGUGCGUACCUCAAGACGAAGUCUGCGACUCAUUCCGGCAUUGCGACGACGGCAGUGAUGAACUCUACUGCGAGACGUGCAAGGGCUUUCUGUGCGAAGACGGGAAGUGCAUAGACGGUGAAUGGAAAUGUGACGGUGGUCGGGACUGCGCAGGAGGAGAGGACGAACAUGGGUGCGCCGUACGCGAAUGCGGUGAGUACGAGUUCCUUUGCAAGCCCAAGAACAGAUGCAUGAGCAACUACCUCACCUGCGACCGGGAGGAAGAUUGCCCCGAUGGAUCUGACGAGGUCGAUUGUGAAAACCGUACCUGUCCUGGAUUCAAGUGCAAAAAUUUUGAAUGCAAACUGAGCAGGUACAGAUGCGACAAAGAACAGGACUGUGCAGACGGAUCUGACGAAGAAGACUGUCCUCUACCCGAAUGCGAGGAAGAAAGACAGCUCUGCAAGCCGGAGCUUGAGUGCGUAGAUAUUACAAGCGUCUGCAACCUGAUGAAGGACUGUCCCGACGGCUCGGACGAGCGCGACUGCGAACAUUACAAAUGCGAAGGAGGUUUCAAGUGUGGGGACCAUAUGUGCAUUGUGGGCCAGUACAAGUGUGAUGGAGAAGAAGACUGCGAGGACGGGUCUGAUGAAGACGAUUGUCCAAUGCCUCAUUGUGGGGAAGGCGAAUUGCUGUGCGAAGAGACAAAAAGAUGCUUGCCGUCAGCGGACAUCUGCGAUUGCCCGGAUGCGUCUGAUGAGGCCAACUGCAUAGAUUAGGAGCCCCUUCUAGAGCUGAUCCUCCACCAUCUAUCUCUCUCACCUUCCGCUUGUACGUGGACUCAACCUGCAUAACGCAGCAAGCUUCUAUCAUGUGGAAAAUAAAAUACGCUGACACACGGUGA
Molecule: messenger RNA, 1228 nt
Organism: Ornithodoros turicata
Lineage: Eukaryota; Metazoa; Arthropoda; Arachnida; Ixodida; Argasidae
Product: sortilin-related receptor-like
Exons: 2
Coding region: 237-1103 (288 amino acids)
Cellular component (GO): plasma membrane
Molecular function (GO): protein binding
Source: RefSeq, a predicted model, not a curated record